Molecule: messenger RNA, 2061 nt
Organism: Cornus florida
Lineage: Eukaryota; Viridiplantae; Streptophyta; Magnoliopsida; Cornales; Cornaceae
Product: GRAS family protein RAM1-like
Exons: 2
Coding region: 1-2061 (686 amino acids)
Biological process (GO): regulation of DNA-templated transcription
Cellular component (GO): nucleus
Molecular function (GO): sequence-specific DNA binding; DNA-binding transcription factor activity
Source: RefSeq, a predicted model, not a curated record
AUGAUUAAUUCUCUUUCUGUUAGCAUGGGGAAUCUAAAGAGAGAGAACUCAUACACCAAACUUCAACCAACUUCUCCCAAUGAGUCGUCGUUAUCGGAAUCUAAGAAGACAUCUUCCGACCUUGAACACAACAGCUUAACUCCAUCAAGCCUGACCCUCCCAACAAUCAAAUUUGAAGUUGACGGAGAUGGGGAAGUCCAGUCACCGGAUAAUUCAUUAUGGGAAUCUCUUUUCUCCGAUCACUUCGACACUGACUUCAUGAUAUUAUCACCGGUGAGGAACCUACCAGCUUCACCGCAAGCUUCAAAUUACAAUUACAGCUAUGUUCAGUCAAUGCAUGGACAAAGCCCCAUGGGAUGCUCUCCUCCUCGCACUUCAUCACAACUACUGGGAGCUUAUAGCUCUAUGCAUCAUGGUACUAAAGAGAAGGGAAUGAGCCCACUCCAAAAGGUUUUCAACUCCCCAAACAGUCACUAUAUGCAGCUGGAGAGCCUUUCGCUGCCGGCUCUUGAUAGUUUCUUGGAUGAUUAUCAGAGAGAUGAAGAUGAUGAUGUCAUACCAUGCUCCUCAUUGACCACUUCGGAUACUGUUGGAAACUUAUCAUCAGACCAUUUUGAUGAUACACUGAUACCGGUUAAUCCAGAGUUGUUGGAGUGCUUCACCACGCAACCAAAUUCUUCACGGUUUUGUACAUCGGGAAAUGAAACAUCGGUCUCUACUAGAAGCUCACAGUUGGAACAAGAGAGUGACAUUUAUAAGAUGAGUUCAAAUAUUGCUACUGCACCGUUAUCACAGCAACUGCAACGAGAACGACAGCAGGAGAAGCAACAACAAAAACAUCGAGGAGGACGACCACCCCCACCACCACCACCACAACAGCAGCCACCAGAGAAUAUCAACCAUAGCGUCAUGGUACCUCUCUCUGUUGGACCCGAACAGGACCAAGAUAGUGGACUUCAGUUGGUGCACCUCCUUCUUGCUUGUGCUGAGGCAGUUGCCAAAGAGGACUACAUGUUAGCUCGGAGAUACCUCCACCACCUCAAUCGAGUGGUCUCACCGCUGGGCGACUCCAUGCAGCGCGUGGCCUCUUGCUUCACCGAAGCCUUAAGCGCGAGGCUUGCUGCCACGCUAACGGCCAAACCUAGCACCUCCAACUUAAAGCCCUUUACUCCUUUCGCUUCAAACUCACUAGAAAUCCUCAAGAUUUACCAAAUUGUAUACCAAGCUUGCCCAUAUAUCAAAUUCGCUCACUUCACAGCCAAUCAAGCAAUCUUUGAGGCAUUUGAAGCCGAAGAGCGUGUUCAUGUCAUUGAUCUAGACAUCCUUCAAGGAUACCAGUGGCCUGCCUUCAUGCAAGCCCUAGCCGCUCGACCGGGUGGAGCUCCAUUUCUCCGAUUAACCGGAAUUGGCGAGUCACAAGAGUGGGUGAGGGAGACAGGCCGGUGUUUAACUGAGCUAGCCCACUCUCUCCGUGUCCCAUUUGAAUUUCACCCGGUGGGAGAGGAACUGGAAGACCUAAAACCACACAUGUUCAAUAGAAGGGUUGGUGAGGCCCUAGCAGUGAAUGGCAUAAACUGUCUCUACCGUGUCACCAGCAACUGUCUGGGUAACCUAUUAGCAAUGAUCCGAGACCAAGCACCAAAUAUUGUAACCAUUGUGGAACAAGAAGCAAGCCAUAAUGGACCCUACUUCUUGGGACGGUUCCUGGAGGCAUUGCACUAUUACUCCGCCAUGUUUGACUCAAUGGACGCCACCUUUCCACCAGACUCGGCACAGAGGGCGAAGGUAGAGCAGUACAUAUUCGCGCCAGAAAUUAGAAAUAUUGUGGCAUGUGAGGGGCAAGAUAGGGUAGUGAGGCAUGAGAGGUUGGAGAAGUGGAGGAAGGUGAUGGAAAGUAAAGGGUUCGAGGGGGUGGCACUGAGUGCAAACGCGGUGACUCAGUCGAAAAUAUUGUUGAGUUUGUAUUCAUGUGAUGGUUAUAGGUUGACAGAGGACGAUGGUUGUUUGCUCUUAGGGUGGCAAGAUAGAGCUCUCCUGGCUGCUUCUGCAUGGCGAUGCUGA